CUAGAGUCUAUGCCCUCUGUUUACCACCGGAAACUUAGCGUUUAUAGCAACGGGGGGAGAGAGAGAGAGAGAGAGUAAAGUCAGGGACCGCAGAUACAUGUCAAGCUGGUUUGUGUAUUCUGGGGAGAACAACGUAAACAUUCUUUAAAAAAAAAAAACAAAAAAAAAAACAACAGACAUUUGUACUUCAUAUUUUUAGUUUAUCAUUGUAAAACAUUGUUGUAGUUUUCUCAGUGAUGUAGGUUUAAUUCUAAUUUGUAUUACCGUAAUCACAUCUGCUACCACUACAGCACACGUUUGAGAGACAAGUGUAGUUUCAAGCUACUGGGAGAGUGGAAAGAAAACUGCUUGUUCAUUUAUCAGACUGUGCAAGCGAUUUUCAGAGGAACUGGAUUCAUAUCUUAGUUUGUGUAAGCAAGGGGCUGAGGGCAAGGACUGUACGUGGUGAUGCAGCUGUCGUAGACAUGUUAACAACUGGAUGCAGGUAGUGUUAAAGUACUUACCUCAAACAUCAUCAAGUGAAGAAACCCAACCUUGCCAAGGCCUGCCGGUGAGAGAAACUUGAAGCUUGCAGUCAUGCUGGAGGAGGAUAUGGAGGUAGCCAUCAAGAUGGUGGUUGUAGGGAACGGCGCUGUUGGGAAAUCCAGUAUGAUACAACGCUAUUGCAAGGGCGUUUUCACAAAAGAUUACAAGAAGACCAUUGGUGUGGAUUUUCUUGAAAGGCAAAUUCAAGUUAACGACGAUGACGUCAGGUUGAUGCUGUGGGACACUGCAGGGCAGGAGGAGUUUGAUGCAAUAACAAAGGCCUAUUAUAGAGGUGCGCAGGCCUGCGUUCUAGUGUUCUCUACCACUGACAGGGAUUCCUUUGAAGCGAUCCCCAGCUGGAGAGAAAAGGUGGAAGCUGAAGUAGGAGACAUCCCUACAGUUCUAGUGCAGAAUAAAAUUGAUUUGCUGGAUGACUCCGUAAUAAAAAAUGAGGAAGCAGAGGGCUUAGCAAAGAAGCUAAAAUUAAGAUUUUAUCGUGCUUCUGUGAAAGAGGACCUGAAUGUAAAUGAAGUGUUUAAGUAUCUAGCUGAUAAAUACCUUCUGAGGCUCAAGCAACAAACCGCAGAGGAGCCAGAACUAGUUCAUACAACCAGCAAUAAAAUUGGAGUUUUUAAUACAGCUGGUGGAAGUCAUACUGGUCAGAAUUCUAGCAUUCACAAUGGUGGAGAAGUCAUCAGUCUUCAGCCAAAUAAACAGAGGACCAAAAAAAACAAAAGCCCUUUCAGCAGUUGCAGCAUUCCCUAGAAAAUGCUUAUCAGUUGUUUAAGAUUGUGCAGUUGUUCAAACCAUCAAUGGAUAGAGUCUCUGAGCUGCUUUCUGGGUGAACAGAUCUUUUCAGGUUGUGGACAAAAUGACUUUCUGUUGCGCAUUUUUUGCUGUAAGCCCCCCCCCCCCCCCACCCCACACUUUGCAGGUGCUGCUUGCUGAAAGAUACGCUAUCAUAUCUGCACCAUACCAUUGUCUUUUGUAAGUGCUAACGGAAUGUACAUUUUAUAUAUUUAUAUUUUUUAUGACCAACAUUCCAUACUGUUGCUGAAUAUGAAAUAUAUAAGCACUUGUAGUGAUACAGUGUAUAUUUAUACAGUGCCUUGCAAAAGUAUUCAGACCCCUGAC
Messenger RNA from Acipenser ruthenus (sterlet), 1659 nucleotides. RefSeq names its product ras-related protein Rab-23. The transcript is spliced from 7 exons. The coding region runs from base 577 to 1290 and encodes 237 amino acids. The record is from RefSeq and is a predicted model, not a curated record. NCBI's taxonomy places the organism in Eukaryota, Metazoa, Chordata, Actinopteri, Acipenseriformes, Acipenseridae. Gene Ontology annotation, molecular function: GTP binding; GTPase activity.